Molecule: messenger RNA, 2085 nt
Organism: Triticum aestivum (bread wheat)
Lineage: Eukaryota; Viridiplantae; Streptophyta; Magnoliopsida; Poales; Poaceae
Product: G-type lectin S-receptor-like serine/threonine-protein kinase B120
Exons: 5
Coding region: 1-2085 (694 amino acids)
Biological process (GO): protein phosphorylation; recognition of pollen
Cellular component (GO): plasma membrane
Molecular function (GO): protein serine/threonine kinase activity; ATP binding
Source: RefSeq, a predicted model, not a curated record
AUGGCAAUGUAUUCUUCCCUUCCUGUGUACGCCAUUCUUUUGCUUCUUUCUUGGACAUUCAAUUCGUUGCCUCUUUGUGCAUCCGAUAACCGGAUUGUCGCUGGCAAGCCGCUCUCCCCUGGCAAUGUCCUCGUCUCUCAAGAUGGGGUGUUUGCCCUGGGAUUCUUCUCCCCAUCCAACUCCACCAAGAACUAUCACUAUGUUGGCAUAUGGUACAAUCGCAUCCCGGAGCGCACGGUGGUAUGGGUUUCUAACCGUGCGGCUCCGAUCACCACUAACCUCUCCUCUGCAAAUCUUGUCGUCACCAACAACUCCGACAUAGUCUUGUCUGAUAGCAAUGGUCGUGUCCUCUGGACAACGAACAACAGCGUCAGCAUGAAUUCCAUCUCGGUGGAAGCAGUGUUGGACAACACUGGCAACUUCAUCCUUAGAUCACUAGCUGACAGUGCCAUACUAUGGCAAAGCUUCGACCACCCCACCGACACCCUCCUACCCGGCAUGAACAUCAGGCUCAGCCACAACACGCUUCCACUGCAGCACCUCGUCUCUUGGAAGGCCCAACAUGACCCAUCCCCCGGUGAGUUCUCCUACGGCGCAGACCCUAGCAGCCUCCUCCAGUGCUUCAUUUGGAAUGGCUCGAGACCACACCUGCGAAGCCCGGUGUGGACAAACUACCUCUACAUGGACAAAUUCAACAAGUCUGCCAUUUACAUGGCCUUACAUCACGCCGGCGAUGAGGUGUACAUGUCCUUCGGCAUGCCGACUGGUUCCUUCAUCCUGUUGGUCAGGAUGCAGAUUGACUACUUGGGCAAGGUAAAUAUACUAAGCUGGGACAGCAACAUGUCAGUAUGGAGAGCUCUGUAUGCAGAGCCUCAACAUGAGUGCAAUACGUACGGCUACUGCGGUCCUUAUGGUUACUGCGACAACACAGCAACCGUCCCAGUUUGCAAGUGCCUUGACGGUUUUGAGCCGAGGGAUGGUAAAGGAUGGAUCGCCGGUAGCUUCUCACAGGGAUGCCGACCGAAGGAGGUGCGAAGGUGCACCCAUGGAGAUGAUUUCCUAGCCUUUCCAGGCAUGAAGGUCCCUGACAAAUUCCUUCAUCUCCCGAGUAGAAGCUUUGACGAGUGCAGAGAGGAAUGUAGAAGCAAUUGCUCCUGCGUGGCAUAUGCUUACUCCAGGAUGAGCAACAUGGAUAUUGAUGGAGAUGACACAAGAUGCUUGGUAUGGAUGGGAGAUUUGAUCGACAUGGAGAACAACACUCAAGGAGGGGAGAACCUCUAUGUUCGGACUAGAAUAUUGCAAGGUGACAUGAAAAAGAUCACAACCCUAGAAAUUGUAUUAUCAGUUGUUUCAAGUUUUCUAGUACUCAUAUGCGUGGGGCUUAUUUGCAUCUAUGCUUUUAGAGAUGGUACAAGAAAAUUGCUGCUAAACUGGUCCACAAGAUUUAAGAUAAUCAGGGGUGUAGCAAGGGGCCUUCUUUAUCUCCACCAAGAUUCCAGAUUGAUGAUGAUUCAUAGAGAUCUCAAAGCAAGUAACAUAUUGUUGGAUGCUGAGAUGAGCCCCAAAAUUUCUGAUUUUGGUACAGCUAGGCUCUUUGGUGUCCAUGAACAGGAAGGACAUACCAAUCAAGUUGUUGGAACAUUUGGAUACAUGUCACCGGAAUACGCAAUGGAAGGUAUCAUCUCUGUAAAAUCCGAUGUUUACAGCUUUGGCGUAUUACUUCUAGAGAUUGUAAGUGGCAUGAAGAUCGGCACCACAACCCCAAGCGCACAUGCACGCGCUCAUAACCUUAUAGAUUAUGCAUGGAGCUUAAGGAAGGAUGGGAAAAUGAUGGAUCUAGUCGACUCAUCUAUUGUAGAGGGUUGCUCUCUCGUUGAACCUCUACGAUGCAUACAUAUCGGACUCUUGUCGGUGCAGGACGACCCAGACGCUCGCCCCCUCAUGUCUUCGGUGAUAGCAAGCUUGGAUAACAAAGAUAUUGAGCUCCCACAGCCGAAAGAGCCUAUGUGCUUUGCACGUCGUAACUACGGAGCUGGCGAAAGCCAAGCAGAUGACCUGAGCCUCGAAAACCUCAAGGGGCGCUAG